Drosophila erecta is the source of this 15720-nucleotide messenger RNA. RefSeq lists its product as uncharacterized. Lineage: Eukaryota; Metazoa; Arthropoda; Insecta; Diptera; Drosophilidae. Gene Ontology annotation, biological process: regulation of transcription by RNA polymerase II. The coding region runs from base 1838 to 12586 and encodes 3582 amino acids. The record is from RefSeq and is a predicted model, not a curated record. The transcript has 12 exons.
GUUGCCCUCUCUCUCUCAGUCGCUUGUCCCUCUUCGUCAUCAUCUUCUUAUUCCCCUUCGUGUGCGUGAGUGCUUGUGUGUGUGUAUGCUUAAGUUAAAUGUGCCGGUUUGUUCUGUUGACUUGUUGUUGCUGUUGCUGUUGCUGUUGCUGUACUGUUGACGCUGGUCGUGUCAUGUUAAUUUGUGAGGUCUCCCUCUCUCGCUCGCUCCUUCCCCUUUUACGACUGCGCUAGUUAUUUGGUAUGCUGUUCUGCUUCUUCUUGCUCUUCCACUUCUGCUUCAUCUUCGCAUUCACAAACAUGCAUACACAUGUACAUACAUACAAGCAACUACGCAAACAACGUCAAGACAAUGCGCAGUAGAUAACAAAUAGCCCUCUCCCGCUCACCAUAGCCUCUUCUUCCUCUUGCGCAGUUAUACAUAUAUGCACAUACAUAUAUAAAUUACGUGUCUGCUUGUAUCUAUGGCAACACAGCGUGAGAUAUAUAAGAUGUACAUAUGUAUGCAAUGGAUGUAUGUGCAAUGUGUAUGUGCGGUGCUUAUGCAGACAGCUGCUUUGUGUGUCAAAUUGUAGCGAAAAAAAAUGUGUUUUUUUUGUGUACCAACGCGGAGAGGAAGAGAUCGAGAGUUACUGAUGGCGUGGGACGUGGAGAAGAAAAAGAGAAGAGCGCGCAAGAAGAAGAGCAACCAAGCGGUGCACGAUGACCCCGUGGAAAAUUUGCUAAACUAACCAAAACAUUAUACCAAUUUUGUUACCAUAAUAAAAAUGCGAAUGAAAAUUGAUUGAAAUUAAGAAGAUAUCGCGUUAUUUGUGCCGCAUUUUCAAGGAAGUGCAAAUGCAAAUGAAAAAUGCAAUUGCAAUUGAAAUUAAAAAAAAGUUAAGGGAGAAAAACUGAUUUUCAUGGAUUUUCACGGAUUUUCCCUUCGCGGAUUUAGCCAUCAUUCUCCGUCCAUCGGGUCGAAAUGGACGGACCGGACGGAUUGGAUGCGUGGAUGAUAAAAUUAAAGUAAAUGUCUUUUGUGUUUGCCUUUUUUUUCGGUGUGUGAUGUCUUGUGAUAGAGCGAAAAAACGAGCGAAAAGAGAUAGAAAGAGAGAGAGAGAGAAAUGUGAGCGAGCAAGAUGACAAGAGAGCUGGAGAAAAAGAAGUGUGCAAAGAUGUUAAUUAAUGGAAAAAUUCGUUUCGUUUUCGUUGACGUGAUUUUCGGCUCAGUUCGUUUGGAAGAUUAAAAAAUGAAUAAUCAUAAUAUAAAAUCCAAGCGAAUGGUUUAUAUGCCACACAUGCAAACACAUACACUCACACCUACAGCUGUGUCCAUUGAAAUAGCAGUGCACGAGGAACUAAGAAAUAUAAAGAGCGCAGUGUGUGUGUAAAUAGAUAAGAUCAAAAGGAAAUCAAGAGAAAAAUAAAAUCUCUAUAUAUAAUCAAUUGAUUUACAGUGCAAUGAAAAAGUGCAACCAAAAUUAAAAAAAAAAAAAAAAUGCAAUCGUAUUAAGGCAACUGUUGUUGCCCAGUUGCAGCAACAACAGCAACCCCCCCAAAAAAGCAACUUACACAGUUGAGUUAGGUAAACUUGAAGAGAAAAUUUACCAAAUUGUAAAAAAGAGUGCUAACUUUGAAGCGAAAUUUUUUUUUUUUGUGGGGCACUUCCGAGAGAAUGUCGCAGUGCAAUAAUGUUGCAACUGUCGGCAGUAGCAGCAACAAAAGCAAUCACAACAACAAAAGUAACAACAACAACCACAACAGCAACAACACAUUAACAACAACAACAAAAGCAAACAAACCAAUCAAUUCUGCGGCCAACAACAAGUGUUUAAGCCAAAAGAGUUCGGCAUGAAAUGGAAGCAGCUAUACGCUCCACUUCAGUGCAGGUCGGUGCUCCGCCGCCCACAAACAACAACAGCAGCAGCAGCAGCAGCAACAACAAUAACAACAACAACACUAGCAACAAUAACAACAACAAUAGCAGCAGCAGCAGCAACAACAGCAGCAGCAACAACAAUAACACACCAAACGGCGCGCAGCAGCAGCAGCAGCAACAACAACAACACCUUCAGCAGCAGCAGCAGCAUCAGCAGCAACGUGUUGUUGCCAGCAGCAACCAGCAGCAACAACAACAACAACAGCUGCAGCAACAGCAGCAACAACAGCAGCAGCAGCAGCAGCAGCAUGAUAAUGGACCAACGUCCCAUCAUUUGCAUCAAUCAUCUAUCAGCAUCUCUAAUCAGCAGAAUAAAGCAACGCAACAGCAACAGCAGCAGCAGCAGCAGCAACACCACAAGCAGCAACUGCAACAGGCUUCCAACAUGUCCGCGUAUCAGCAACGCCUGCCAUCAAAUGCAGCAUCCAUUCACAGCCCCCACUGGUCGUACAGGGCCCUCGAGCAGCUGCCGCAGUAUGCCAAGCAGGUGGCGCACCUGCAGCAGCAGCAGCAGCAGCAGCAGCUGGACCAGCGCAACAACCUGCAUCAGCAAAUCCAUCACCACCACCAACAGCAGCAGCAGCAACAGCAGCAGCAGCAACAGCAGCAGCAGCAGCAGCAGCAGCAACAGAAACAGCAGCAGCAGCAGCAGCAUAUGCAGCAACCAUUUUCACCACCUCGUCCUGGAAAUUCUGGCAGCGGAAACAGCGGUGGCAGCAGCAACAGCACUAGUGCAGCAGCGGCAGCAGCGGCAUCAGCUGCGGCGGCCGUCAAUCCCGGUUACCCGCCAUCAUCCGCAGCAGCAGCAGCAGCAGCAGCUGCGGCGGCGGCCGUCAACUCCGGCUACCCGCCACCGCCCCCGCAGCAUCGUUUCAUCCAGAACACGGGCUACAGCAUUGCCCCGGCGCCCCUCUACCGACAUAAUCCCUAUGCUGUGGCGGUGGUGUCGGCGGGCAAAAGCAGCGUUUCUGGCCAAAGUUCCAAUAGCAGCGGCAGCAGCGCAGGCGGAGGAGGAGGUGGUGGUGGAGGUGGAGCUGGGGCAAGUGCCGGCGGAUCAGCUCCACCCGGCGGCGGUGUCGUCCAGGUAUCGCAGUCCGGCGGAGUGCUGGUCAUGGAGGCCAUGCCCCACUAUGCCAGUCAACCAAAUAGUAAUCCCUCCCAGCAGCAGCAGCAACAGCAACAGCAGCAGCAGCAGCAACAGCAGCAGCAGCAGCAAGGCGGCAAUCCCAGUGGCGCGGGUGCAACAUCUGGUGCUGGCAGCGGCGGAGGCGGCGGUGGCAGCGGCGUAAUGGUCGGGAGUCUGGGGCGCAUCCUGAUGCCCCAUCCACAGGCUCUCCAAUACACCAGCGAGUACAUGACCAACGCCACAGCGGUCGUUGCUGCGGCGAUGGUCAACCAGCGACAGCAUUUGCAGCUCCAGCAGCAGCAACAUCCGCCCGAGCCCUUUGGCGGCCAGCAGCCGUACAAGAAGCAGCGGCUUAGUGAGGCCAAUGCCAGCAACAUGAAUCACCUGCCACCACACCCGCAGCAGCAGCAGCAGCAGCAGCAACACCAGCAGCAGCAGCAUCCGGCACACCAGCAGCACCAGCGAUCCUCGCCAGCUCAAGUGCAGCAGCAGCAGCAGCAGCAGCAGCAGAUGAACAGCAGUCGGCAGAGCCACAAUGACAUGUGCCGCCAAGUGGUCACCACGCCCAUGGGCAUGCAGCUCAAGGUGGAGACCCUGCCCCAGCAGCAGCACCAGCAACAGAUGCAGCAGCAACAUGGCUCGCAGUCCCAGGGCCGAUCUCAGCCAGUGGUGAGCAGCACGUCCUCCGCGGUGAGCCAGCCAGUGGGCACAGUCACCGUCUCCACGGCGGGAUCAGCGGCGAGCCACAGCGGCAGCAGUGGCAAUGUGGCCGCCGGACCGGGCUCGGGAAACACGGGCUCCGCCAGCACCGAGGCCUACCAUCCGCAGGUGGAGGCCAUUUCGCCAACGCUGCCCAGCGAUAGUUCGAUGGAGGAGCGGGGCAGGACCAGCGCCAAGGAGGACCUGCUGAUGCAGAUCCAGAAGGUGGACAAUGAGAUCAAGUCCGCGGAGACGACAAUGGAAACGCUGCGCAAGAAGGAGAAGUCGCUCAUGGAGAAGGCCGCCAUGGCCAAGAAGGAGAGGGCCGCCAAGGAGGUGAACGAUAACAACAACGACCAGGAGCAGGUGGUGGAGCUAUCCUGGCGCAGUCAAAUGCUGGCGGAGAAGAUCUACGCGGCCAAUCGGAAGACGGCCCAAGCGCAACAUUCCAUGCUACAGAAUGCAGCGGCCGAGGAGUACUCACCCGGCUCCAUGGCAGGCAGACCCUGGCUGCCGCUGUACAACCAGCCACUCGAUGUGGAGGCCCUCACCAUGCUGAUACGCCAGCAUCAGAGUCUGAUCCGGGCGCCCCUGCUGCUGCACAUCCGGAAACUGAAGGCCGAGCGCUGGGUGCACAAUCAGGGCCUGGUGGAGAAGUACACCAAGGAGCAGGCGGAUUGGCAGCGACGAUGCGAGCGAAUGGAGGCCAGCGCCAAGCGAAAAGCGCGCGAGGCCAAGAAUCGCGAGUUCUUCGAGAAGGUCUUCACGGAGCUGCGGAAACAGCGCGAGGACAAGGAGCGCUUCAAUCGCGUCGGUUCUCGGAUUAAAUCCGAAGCGGAUCUCGAAGAGAUCAUGGACGGCCUGCAGGAGCAGGCGCUGGAGGACAAGAAGAUGCGCUCCUAUGCGGUCAUACCGCCUCUAAUGCACGAUGCCCGCCAGAGGCGAUGCGCCUAUCACAACGAGAACGGACUUAUCGAGGACAUGGUGGCAGUUCAUCAGCAGCGUAAGGCCGUCAACAUGUGGACCGCCGGCGAGAAGGAGACCUUCAAGGAGAAGUAUCUGCAGCAUCCGAAGAACUUUGGGGCCAUAGCCGCCAGCUUGGAUCGCAAAUCGCCCCAGGAUUGCGUUCGCUACUACUACCUCAGCAAGAAGACCGAGAACUACAAGCAGCUGCUGCGAAAGUCCCGCCAGCGGACGCGCAGCUCGCGUAAUCCAGCCAAGGCUCAGGCCGCCCAGCCGCAGUGCAUCAUCGAUUCGAUGACCACGGGCGUGAUGACCCGCCUGCAGCGGGAGCAGCAGCAAAAGUCCGGCGGUCGCUCAUCCGCCGUCGCCGAGCGUGAGCGCGCGGAGCGGGCCGCCGAGCGGGAGCGUGUGGCGGAGAAGGCGGCUGCGGAUGCCGCCAAGGCGGCGGAAAGCGCUGCCGAGAAGGCGAGCGCCGCCACCAAGGCUGUCGAGGCGACGGCUGCCGGCGAGAAGGUGGCCAAGGCGGCUGCCGCUGCGGCGGCGGCAGCAGCCACCACAGCCACAUCUUCAUCAGCAUCAGCAUCAACAACAACAUCCACAUCGACAGCGGCAAGUGCAGCGACAUCGGGCGGCACAGCCGCCGAUAAAACGGAUGCAGGCAAGCCGGCGAGCGCCAGCGACAAGAAUGCGGCAGCAACUGGAGGAUCCACAGCAGCAGGAACUCCGGCAGCAGCAAGCGCAGCUGCAGCAGCAGCCGCUGCAGCACCACCACCAGAGAUCUCAGCGGGCGGCGAGGCGAAGAGCAAAACCGCCGAGGAGGAGGCAGCUGCCACUGCCGGAGCAGCAACCGUGGCCACUGCCGGCACACCGGCAACCGGAGCGAGUGCAGCCAGCGCAGGAGAGGCGACCACGGCGACGGGCGCCACCGCAACAGCUGCCGCCAAGGGCGUGGGCAAACCAGAAACUGCGACGGAGCCAGCGGGAACGGCUGCCAAGGGAGCGGACUCCCGGCCGGAUGCCAACGAUCCGCUGGCGAAAACUGCUUCGAAGGCUCUCCAUGCCGAGGGCUACAAUGCUACCAGCAGCAAUGCGACGACCGCCUCCGCACCGGCGCAGGGCGUGACCCUGAAUGGCUUUAAGCCAGGCUACCAGACCGUGGUCAUGGCCAAUGUGAAGGCGUCCACGGGCGGCGAUGAUACUGCGGCCGGUGGAGCAGCAGCUGGGUCGGGAUCAGCGGCGAACGCGGUGCUCACGACGAUGCUGACGAUUGCUGGCGGGAAGACGACGCCGUCAUCGAGGGCGCCCAAUUCGACGUCCUCGCCGGCGGCGGCCAGUGAGAGUGGCGCUGGAGUGAACACGUAUGGCCACACCGCCACCACGGCGGGUAACUAUCUUGGCCAGAAACUGAAGGCUGCCCAAGUUGAGGGACUGGGCGCUGGCAAUGAGUUGCACUCGGAUGUUAGUGAAUCCAAGAGGAAACGCUUCGAGCUGAAUGCGGCUGAGGCAGCAGGAAACGCGGCGGCAGCUAUGGCCAAUAGCAGCGCCAGUGGCAGCAUGAGCAUCAGCAACAGUCACGGCCAGAAGGCCAGUGCCAAGGAUGCAUCGAUGGCCAAGGCUUCGAUGCCGUCCACGUCGUCGACAUCCGCUGCCGUCGCAUACACGCCACCGGCCUCCCCGGCGUCAUCCGCCUCCUCCAUGCUGCUGAUCAGUGCCGCGUCCGUCAUGUCCACGGCAUCGGGGCCAACGUCCUCGUCCUCGUCCACGGCCACGGCGACCACAACGGCCACAGCUUCGGCGAUCUCGUUGCCCCUACUGGCGGAUGGCAGCCACCACUCGUUUGUGUCCAAUGCAAUCGAUCUUAUCUUCUCCGAUGGCAUAGACAAACUGGCCAGCUGCUUCGUGUGCAAGGCGGAGGCGUGUCCGCGCACCCGCCCACUGAAGAAGGGGCGUGGCCAGCAGUACGGCAUCCCGGACGAGACGAUCCCGGCGGGCGCGCGGGUCUGCAACAGCUGCCAGUGCAAGUCGGUGCGCAGCCGCUAUCCCAACUGCCCGCUGCCCACGUGCCCCAAUCCCAAGGAUCGGGCCCAGCGGCUGCGGAACAUUCCCUCCCGCCUCUUCGAACUGGCGCCCGAGCUGCGUGACCCGGUGAUGGCCGAGUUCCAGAUACCGCCGCACGCCACCCGCUGCUGCUCGGCCUGCCUGAUGCGCAUCCGCCGCAAGCUGGAUCCGCAGCUGAAUCUCACCGACGGCUCCAGCGGCGGCGCGGGCAGCGGCAGCGGCGGCGACGAGACGGAUGUCAGCACCUCCUCGUGCGAUGAGCGGGAGCCGGGUGGCUCUGAUACCGCGUCCGUUGAGAGUCCGGAGAACUUGCAGCGGCACAAGUCGCUCACGCUGGUCAAGCAGCAGCAGCAGCAGCAGCAGCAGCAUCAUCAUCAGCAGCAGCAGCAGCAGCAGCAGCAGCAGCAGCAUCAGCAGCAUCAGCAGCAUCAGCAGCAGCAGCUCUCGCAGCCACAGCCACCGCCAGCUCCGCAGCAGAAGGGUUCGAUGGCGCGCGGUGGCGACCAGGGAACGCCACUGAUUAUCACGCCGACCCGAAUGGGCAGCAAGGCGGGAGCGGGCGUGGCCCAGCCGGCGGGCGACAAUGACCGCCUGCUGCCGCCCGCCGCUGGCCAGGCACCGAAGAAGCAGAAGACCAGCGAGGAGUACGACUCCUCGGCCACGGAAACGGCGGACGAGGAGAACGAGAACUCGCCGGCGAAUCGCCAGAGUCCCAAGGUCCUGUUCCACGGCCAUGGCCAUGGACAUGGCGGCCAUGCCAAUAAUGUGGCGGGCCUCCAGCCGCCGGCGGCCAAUAUGGUGGCGGCUGGAGCCGCUGGAGCUCCGGGCCAGCAGCUCAACGGACCGAUUAGUAUGCGGCGCGAGGCGGUCAACAAUGUCCAGGAUUGCGUCUUCUCCGUGAUCGAGCGCUCGCUGAAGCACAAGGGUCCGCAGCCCAAGGGCGGACAGGGUCAGCAGCAGGGUCAGGCACAAGGACAGGGUCAGCAGCAGGGUCAGGCACAGGGUCAGCCUCCAGGCCAGAGCCAGUCCCCAUCCCAGCAGCAGCAGCAGCAGCAGCAGCAGCAGCAGCAAGCUGCCAACAACGUGGAGCGCAAGGAGGUGACCAUUGUAAGGGAAUACCGCCAGGAUCCGGGCAUCCUGAAGCAGCAGCAGCAGCAGCAGCAGGCAGGAGCACCGCCCACCUCGGGCGCCGGCAGCCUGCCGCAUGGCACCUCCGUGCAGAAGCUAUCAUCCCGACCAGCCGCAGUGGCACCGCCGCCACCGGCUCAUCCACUGACACCCACCAGCACAGGCAACAACGGAACCAGCGACAGUCUAGCCACCUUGUCGGUGGUCAACUCGCACAUGGGCGUGGUGGGCCAGCUUGGGCAUCCGGGCCUAAUGGCGCAUGCCAGUGCCGCUGGAGGAGUCGGCGUGGACAAGGCCACCAUAACACCGGUGGUCAAGAGCUCCAGCGGCGCCUCGAAGAGCGGCGGCACCUCCAGCCACUCGACGCCCACGCCGCCGGAGACCAUAAUCUACAAUGUGCCAGCGGCGCAUCCGCAACGUGGCAUUCCGCCGCCGCCGCAGCACUCGGUGCAUCCGCACACACAGCAUCCGGCCCAUCCGCAGCACCAGCAGCAUUCGCAGCAUCCGCAGCAUCCGUCGCAUCCGUCGCACGGCCAGCAUCCGCAGCUGCAGGUGCCGGAACCGGAGCCGCAAACCCUGGACCUGAGCAUCAAGAAGCCGCCGCGCGAUGGCCACUCGCCGCACACGGGCGCCGGCGGAUCUGGCUCCGUGUCGGGCGGACCGUCCUCCGCGGACCGACACCAUGGCCCGCCGCCGCCGACCAUGCCGAUGAAGCACAUCGUCCGCUCUGGCGGCAUGUAUCGCGGUGACACCGUGAGCGUGCCCUCGCUGGCUGCGCCCAGCUCCUAUCUGUAUCCCACACCGCCGCACGGCGUGCUCAAGGCCACCGGCGGCGUUGGCGGCGUCGGCGGCGUCGGCGUCGUCUCCGGUGUGCUGGCCAGUGCGCCUGGCAGCGCGCUGUACCUGCAGCCAGUCCCAGUGCCGGUACCCAUUUCCAUUUCGGGGCAGGGCCAGCUGCCGCCGCGAGCUGGACAACCGCCGCCGGCACAGCCGCCCUCCGGCAGGGGCGUGGCCAAGGCGCCGCCCAAGCUGAGUCCCCAGCAGGCGCACCACCUGCACCCCAGCCACGGACACUCGCCGUCGCAGCAGCAGCAGCAGCAGCAGCAGCAGGCGGCCGCAGCACAACAGCAACUGCUGGUGAAGAGCGGCUCGAUCACCCAUGGAACCCCGGCGAACAGUGCCCAGCAACAGAUCAUCGUGCACGCACCGGCGACGGCGGCCGCAGCACCCUCCUCCCUGCUGAGUCCCAAGUUCGACGGGCUGGUCAGGCAGACGACCCCAGAGGGAGUGGGCUCGGGCGGACCAGGCGGACCAGGUGGCAGUGGCAAGCAUGGCUCCAUAACGCAGGGCACGCCGCUGCACAUGCCGCCGCAUCACUUGGAGAGCAAGCGGCCCUACGAGAGCUACUACAAGAGCUCCCAGCGGCACAGUCCCGCCCAGCAGCCGGGUGGCAACCAGCAGUUGCCGCCGCCGCCGCAGCAGUCGUCGCCGCAGGCGCCACCGCCGCAGGGCUAUGGUGUGGGUGUCAGCUCCGCCUAUGCGCGCUCGCCGUUCGGCGGGGUGGUGGAGCAGCCGCAGGUGCUGAGCACGCGUCAGAUCGUGAUGCACGACUACAUCACCUCGCAGCAGAUGCAGGGCCAGCAGCAGCAGCAGCAACAGCAGCAGCAGCAGCGCAACAUGUCGCGCGGCAGCAGCGCCAGUGGCGGCGGAGGCGGCGGUGGCUCCGACAAGGAGUCGCCCUCGCCGCGCAACAGUGUGGGCAGUGCCAGUGGCUUCGCCUACGGCGGCGACAAGGAACCGGCGCCCCGCGGCCGACCGGAGUACUCCAGUCGCGCCUCGCCGGCGGAUCAUGCCAAUAGCACUCCGAGUCCGCAUCGCACGCCGCCGCCGCAGCGCCAGGGCGUCAUCCAGCGGCACAACACGGGCUCCAAGCCGCCCUCGCCGGCUGCUCCGCUGCCGAGCAGGAUGCACAUGCCCCCGUAUCAGUAUGCUCCAAGUGGCCACGACGCAUUGGCCUCGUUUGUGGACGUGGCCGUGCAGCAGCCGCAGCUGCCGGUGCCGUCGCAGAAGGAUGACAAGUCGCCGGGCGCUGCGCCGGCGGUGGGACCAGUGCCCGGCUCCGUGGCUGGGCCACCACUGGGUCCCUCGCCGCUGCCGCCACACGCGGUGGUCGGCGUGGCGCAGCCGCCGCCGCCGACCGCUCACCACGACCAGCGGUACCGCGACCUGACCCUGCACCACCAUCACAGCCUGGUGCAGCAGCAGAUUGCGCAGCAACAGCACUACCGCAGCCUCAACGUGGCGGCCCAGGUGGACAUGCAGCGGCACAUGGAUCAGGCGAAGCGUGUGCUGCGCCACCACCAGCACCAGCAGCAGCACCAGGCCCAGCAGCAGCACAACCAUGCCCUCGAGCGGGACAGGGAGAUGCAGGAGCGGAUGCGCGAGCGCGAGCGGGAUCGCGAGCGGGAAAGGGAGCGCGAGCGCGAGCGGGAGCAGCGCGAUCGGGAGCGGGAGCGGGAACGCGAGCGCGAGCGGGAACGGGAGCGGGAGCGACGUGAACAGGACCGGGAGCGGCGUGUGGUGGCCGAGGAGCGGGAGCGCGACAGUCGGCGCAUGGAGCGCAUGUUCGCCGGCAAUGUGGUCACUGCAGCAGGUGGUGCCGGCGGCGGGGGACCCUCGCCCGGCCAGUUCCUGCGUGCCUCGGUUCCGGAGACUGGUCCACCGCGCUCCAUACCGGAUCGCGAACGGGAAUCGUACUAUCGCCAGGCACACGGCGGUCCAGCUCCGGAGGAUACGCCCGGGCAACUGAGCGCCCAGAGCCUGAUCGACGCCAUCAUCAAGCAUGAGAUCAACCGCUCCAACGAUGCCACUGCUGGUCCGAAUCGCGAGUUCCCGCGCCCAUCCUUCGUCCAUGCGCCGCUGCCGCCACGUGGAUCCGGCUCGGGAGGCGGCACCGGCACGCGCUCCUCGCCAGCCAAUGUGCUCCAUCCGAUGUACCUGCGCGAUCUACGCCAGCCGCUCGAGGGCGGCGCGGGCUCCCUGCUCACGGCGGAGAACAACGGCAAGCCGAGCUCGUCGGGAUCGCCCAGUGUGAUUAACAUUGAUUUGGAUCAGGAGCGCCUUUCCGCGGCAGCCGCAGCAGUUGCCCAGCAGCAGCAGCAGCAGCAGCAGCAAGCUGCGCCGCAGUCGCAGUCGUCGCAAUCCAGAUCCGUGCACAGCCAGCUAAGGACGCCCACCUCGCAGGCCGGCGGAUCAGCGCCCAGUCCGCAGCAGAUCCACACAAAGAGCAUUACCUUCGGCGAACUAACCGAUUCCAUAAUAACCAAUGACUACGGCACCAAUCCUCACCUGCGGCCCACGCCGCCCUUUAUGGCCUAUCUGCAGGAGACGCAGUCCAUCCUGCCGCCGGACCGAUGGAAGCAGAACCGCCGCAUGCAACAGAAGGCGGAGGAGGCGAAGCACCAUUCCCAGCAGCAGCAGCAGCAGCAACAUCACGCCCAGCAGCAGCAGCAGCAGCAUCAUGCCCAGCAACAUCACCCGCAGAUGCCGGGCAGCGGCUCUGGCUCGGCACCAGGCGGAGCUGGCCAGGGCGGAGCAGCGGGCGGUCCGGGCAGCGGAGGCAGUGGCGCCGGCAGAGCCAGCACGCCUGGCGAGGAUGGACGCAACAUUAUCCGAAUGCCCCAGGCGGUCAGUCCGCGGAAAUUCAACCACGAGAUGAUGCUGCAUCAUGUGAUGGGAACAGCGGGAGCGGCCGGCGAGGCAGUAGGACAGUUCUUCCUACCCAGCCGUGUGGUGCUGCCCGAGCAGCGAGGAACGCCCAGCGGCGGCGGCGGUGCACCUGGCGCCGGGGGACCUGGCUCCGGCGGCGGAGGCGGUGCCACCACCAUUGACAACUAUGUGAAGACCCGCAUCGCUGAGGUGAUGCGCGACGACAUUGGCUAUGGCAAGAACCGGACGGUGGAGGUGCGAACCGAUGACGAAGUAACCGCCGAUAUGGUGGCCCACUCGCACGCCGCCGUCCAUGCUGCACAUGUGGCGCACGCGGCCCAUGUCGCCGCCGCCCUGGAGUUGCAGCACAGGAACAAGGAGCCGCCGCCGCCAGAGAUCAGUGUGUCGCGCAAGACGCCCAACCAGUACGAGGUGGUGGAUGUCAGUGGACGGCGCUCGGCCGGCAGUGGCUCCGUUUCGGUCUCCGUUUCGGGAGCCAAUAGCCACCACUCGCCGUACCACCCACCGGCGGCGGCAUACGCACCCAGCACCUAUGCCUUCCCCUACAGCGCCCUGAAUGUGCCCAGUGCUGCCGGAGGACUGCCGCCGCACCAGCCGUUGCAGCUGGCCCACCAGGCGGUGGCACCACCCGGCGCCUUUGCCAAGGCCAAGGCAGCGCACGCCCUGAGUGAACUGGGCGCAGUGGGUGGCGGCGUGUCCCUGGUGGUGGGCGGCGGCUCUGGCGGCAUUGCUGGCGUGCCAGGUGGCGUCUCGGUCGGAGGCGGCGGCCCCGGCGGUGGCGGUGGCCCCGGCGGCGGCGGACCAGGCGGACCAGGCGGCAGUGGCGGUGGCGGCGGCGCUGGCGGUCACAAUUCCAGUUCAUCGCAAGCAUCUGCUGCUGUGGCCGCUGCAGUUGCGGCGGCGGCCGGUGAAUCGAAGCCGCUGCUGCUGUCCAAGUACGAUGCCCUCAGCGACGAAGAUUAGUUGUGACUGCCGGCGUCGUCCUCGGCGUCGGCGUCGCACCUGCGGCCAGCAACAAUAGCAGUAGCAGCAGCACUGCCGCCCGGCAGCAGCACGAGCGUGGUGUACGGCUAUCCUGGCUACCGGCGACACUCCCAGCAUCAGCAGCAGCACCAGCAGCAACAGCAGCCACCGCAUCCGCAUCCCCAUCUUGUCCAGCAGCAGCAGCAGCAGCAGUCGCCGCACCGCCAGCAGCAGCUCUACCAGACCACGGUGCUGCCGCCUCCAUUGCAGUCCCAGCAGCAGCAGCAGCAGCAACUCCACCAGCAGCAGCACCAGCAGCAGAGGAGCCUCUACUACGCCGGCGAGCAUUAUCCGGGAGGCAGCGGAGGCGGCUCCGCCGGCGGCAAUCCGCCGGGCUACUACUGACAGCAGCAGCAGCAGCAGCAGCAGCAACAGCAGCAGCAACAGCAGCAACAGCAGCAGCAGCAUAUGUAGCCCCAUAUGAAACACCACGAGUUGUGGGAUGAGAUGUGUGAGCUAGGCAAACGACAUGUGUAAAAAUAAGAGAUAAGAAAAAGGCUUUAACAAAAAGAAGAAUUAAAUUAGGAGCAGGCAAAUAGUAGGCGGGAAAUUGAGAGAUCAUCAGGAUGCAGAUGUGCAGAUUUGCUGAGAUGCGGAGCUGCUGAGAGGAGGCAAGUGGAGGGCAGACAGACUGGACAACAUUCAUAUAUAGUUGUGUCCCAUGCAAAUAAUUUAGGCAAUUUAAAAGUGCAAAUAAACAACUGUGUCGCUGCAGACUUGUUGCAAACUAAUAUUUAACAAAAUGGAUUGUAAAUUUGCGCAUCCUGAGAGACUUUUUAAAACGUGAUUCAAAAAUUUCAAUUUGAAAGUAAUCUAAAGCAGAUCAUUUGUAAUUGUAUAUAAAAAAUCGAAAUACUAAAUCUAAGAAAGCGAGUUCUGUGCAACCAACUGUUUCGCAUGCCUCCAACCUGGAGGCAACUCAGUCCUUUAUGUCGUGUCCCCUAUAUCGUCGUGUCCUGUAUGUGCAUGUCCGUACUUGCGUAAACGCGUGUGUUCCUGUCCUCGUCUUUAUGUCAUCGGUCGAUGUGUCCUUCUGCUCCUCGCACAGCUCCAGCCUCAGAAACCCGGGUCAGAAGGAUAUGAGAAUGGUAGUGAGAACAAGUUAGAUGCAUAUAUAAAACUAAAGAUCACACCACACACACACAUAUAUAUAUACAAUACACUAUGAGCAUAAGGAGUAAACAAAAUAAAUAAAAACACACUGUUGGGCUGUUCUUAGAAAAAAAAAACAAAAUAAAACAAAAACCUAAGCAAGAGAAAACAAGUAAUCGAGAAACAAUUAAUAUAUAUAAAUUACCUAUAGAACACUUUAAUCAUUAUUUAAACGACUUUUUGUAAAUUUCAUAAAACUGCGCAUAAGUUAAUCAAUCUUAUCAAUACAUUUACUAUUACUAUUAUUCGUUUUUUUUUUUUUUUUUGCUAUUUUAUAUGCAAGGCCUAAUUUAUGGAGCAUGAUUGUGUUUUAUUACUCCUCUUAAGCAAUCGCUAUUGAAUUAUGUACGUUUAAUUGCUAAGCUAAUGAAAGUUUUAAUGUAAGUACAAUUUACAGUAAGCCCAAUACAUAGAAAUAUAUAUGGGAUAUACAUACGCAUAUUUUUUUAUAUAACACUUAUGUCAUACGAAACAGUUUUAGUGUUUAACUACUUUACUGUUUAAUUCGUUUUUUUAAACUUAUUUUUUUACACGCAAACGCGAAACAAACGUGGGGAAACCAAUUGAAAAACGUGAAAACAAAAAAAUUAAUAUUUUUAAUACAUAAUGAAACUAAAAACGAAACAAAAUCUAUAUAGUAAAUAUAUAUGAAGUAAACAACAAACGCUAAGACUUAUUCAACAAAACAAAAAAUUGUAAAAUAUUAAAAGAUAUAUAUAUGAAUAUAUAUAUAAAUACAUGUAAAAGCUAACACAGAUAUUCGCAGCCCAAAUCCGAAACAGCGCGGAAACGGAAAUGGGAAACCCAAACGCAACUCUGGCCGAGCGGCGCGCAGCAACGUUUUAGUUAAGAGCAGGAAGCGUAUUUUUUUUUAUAAAUAUAUAUAUAUAUAAAUUAAAUGGAAACAAAUUCUAUAUAUACAGAAAAUUUUACAAUAUAUAUAUGUAUGUAUAUAUAUAUAUAUGAUAUGAAUAUAUAUAUAUAUAUGAUAAUAAAUGUAUGUAAAGCGGCAGCAUAACAACUAAUGGAAUACAUCAUAAACAGCGCCAGAGGUUCGAGCGGAGGAUCGGGUGGGGCGAUAGCGGCCGGACCGGACGAACGGACACGCGGACGGAUUCGCGGACAGAUUCGCGGACAGAUUCGCGGACAGAUUCGCGGACGGACCCAUGACCCAACUCGAGGAGUUGACAACGAACAGCUGGCGUCGCUGGCACUCCGAUCGCCGCUGGCGAUCCUCGAUUGUGAGCACUUUCUACACACAUAUAAAUGAAUAUAUAUAUAUAUAUAUAAAUGAAUAAUGUAUGAAUAACCGAAUUUUAUAGCUGGGCGAAUUACAAAGAGCACGCCAGCUGAAUGGAUGUAAAACAAAACAAUGUGUAUGCACAAGGCGUGCCCUGAAAAUGAUUUAAGCAAAUCAAAUCACAUAAUAAAAACGAACUCAAAUUCGCUAUAUUGAAGGAACUUUAUUGUUUUGAGUCUCCCGUUUUGUUUUUGGUGUUCUGUUGUAUCAAUUUAAAAUCGAUAUAGUUGUAUGGAAAACGCAAAAACACAAAAAAAUGAAAACAAACAAACAAACAAACAGAAAUUACAAGUAAAGGCGGUUUUUGAGCGCAUAUUGAUAACAAUAAACACAAAUUAUGGAUGCAUAUAACACGGGGAGCAGCGAAAAGAUAGUAAACAACAAUAUUAUGUGGAGUAUAUGCAUAUGCAUAAGCAUAUUAUGUGCGCCGAGUCGCGUGCGCAGAGGUAGAGCUGAUUAUGAUCGAUACAUGAUAAUGAUGUUUAGCACUUAAGUUUUAGUUGUAACUUUAUGCCUUAAGUUGUAAGCUUAAAAAUAAUAAUAUAAAAUUAAAUACAACAUAUUAAAAAGCAAACAAAGCAAAAUAAAAACAAAUACAAAAAAAUAAAACAAAAGAAAUGUA